AACUAAUUUUUUUCCAAAGAAAAACAGAAAUGGCCCUAAUUAAAGGGCUUUUGCAAUUGCAAUAAAUGUUUAAUCUGGGUUCUUGAUUCUUCGUCAUUACCAAUUUUACUCUGAGAUCACCCCAUCAAGGACCAAAGUACCUGACUCAGCUCUGCGUCACAUACGACUUGGAAUCUGAGUUCCCCAAGAACUUCUUCUUCUUCUGAUUAUUAAUUACUCCACGAUUCCCCUCUCUCUCUCUUCUCUCUCUCUAUAAAUCAGAUUCUCCUCUUGUUUCUGCCCUAUUGCUUCGCCCUUUGUUUCAAUAAGUUCUCUGGGCUUUUUGAUUCUGGGAUCUGCUCGAAGAGGGUUUGCGAAAUUAAGAAGCUUUUUUAGGAAAUGGAUCAUUCAUCGAAUAGAUUUGGCAAUAAUGGAGUGGAAUCGAUUUUACCGAAUUACAAGCUUGGUAAAACUCUUGGAAUUGGAUCUUUUGGGAAGGUGAAAAUAGCUGAGCAUGUUGUCACUGGCCACAAGGUUGCUAUUAAAAUCCUCAAUCGCCGUAAGAUCAAGAACAUGGAAAUGGAAGAGAAAGUGAGAAGGGAGAUCAAAAUUCUCAGAUUGUUUAUGCAUCCUCAUAUCAUUCGGCAAUAUGAGGUGAUUGAGACACCAAGUGACAUUUAUGUUGUGAUGGAGUAUGUCAAGUCCGGAGAACUCUUUGAUUAUAUUGUAGAAAAAGGCAGAUUACAAGAGGAUGAGGCUCGCAACUUUUUCCAGCAGAUAAUAUCUGGUGUUGAGUAUUGCCAUCGUAAUAUGGUUGUCCACAGAGAUCUGAAGCCUGAGAAUUUACUACUGGAUUCGAGGUGCAACAUUAAGAUUGCAGACUUUGGUCUUAGUAAUGUCAUGCGGGAUGGUCAUUUUCUAAAGACAAGCUGUGGAAGCCCCAACUACGCUGCUCCCGAGGUUAUAUCAGGUAAAUUAUAUGCUGGACCUGAAGUAGAUGUAUGGAGUUGCGGAGUCAUAUUGUAUGCUCUGUUGUGUGGUACUCUUCCAUUUGAUGAUGAAAACAUUCCCAACCUUUUCAAGAAAAUAAAGGGUGGGAUUUACACUCUUCCAAGCCAUUUAUCAUCUGAGGCUAGAGACCUGAUCCCAAGGAUGCUUAUAGUUGACCCAGUGAAACGAAUCACCAUUCCUGAGAUCCGCCAACACCGUUGGUUCCAGACUCAUCUUCCUCGUUAUCUUGCUGUUUCUCCACCAGAUACAGUAGAGCAGGCUAAAAAGAUCAAUGAGGAGAUAAUUCAAGAAGUGCUUAACUUGGGAUUUGACAGAAACCAGGUCAUGGAAUCUCUUCGCAACAGAAUACAAAACGAUGCCACUGUUACAUACUAUCUGUUAUUGGACAACCGGUUCCGUGUCCCAAGUGGCUAUCUUGAAUCCGAGUUUCAGGAGACAACAGACAGUGGUUCGAAUCCUAUGCGCACACCUGAAGCGGCUGCUUCACCUGUAGGCCACUGGGUUCCUGCACAGGUGGACCACUAUGGGUUGGGAGCAAGAUCACAGGUCCCAGUUGACCGGAAAUGGGCUCUUGGACUUCAGUCCCAUGCGCAUCCUCGUGAAAUCAUGAACGAAGUUUUGAAAGCUCUUCAAGAACUCAAUGUGUGUUGGAAGAAGAUUGGGCACUACAACAUGAAAUGUCGAUGGGUUCCUGGUUCUGCUGAUGGUCAGAAUACUAUGGUCAACAAUCAGCUGCACUUCAGAGAUGAAUCCAGCAUCAUUGAGGAUGACUGUGCCAUGAGUUCACCCACUGUCAUCAAAUUUGAACUUCAGCUAUACAAAGCUCGCGAAGAGAAGUACUUGCUGGAUAUCCAGAGAGUUAAUGGUCCUCAGUUUCUCUUCCUGGAUCUAUGCGCUGCCUUUCUGACAGAGCUCCGUGUGAUCUGAAGCUUUUAACCAUUUGUUCGGACAUUUUUUUUUCUUUCAUGUUUAAUGGUUUGUAAUAGUAGAGAGAACACAAUAUAAUAUGUGGGUGCAGUGUUUACUUUGCCGGGUUACUUUUAUAUACCUGGAUUCUAAGUUAAACUCUACUGUAAUAGUAACUAUCAUUUCCUCUUUUUGAUGGUUUUUUAAGGUUUGAUCAUGUGUACAUAA
Camelina sativa (false flax) is the source of this 2124-nucleotide messenger RNA. Its product is annotated as SNF1-related protein kinase catalytic subunit alpha KIN11. Gene Ontology annotation, cellular component: cytoplasm. Gene Ontology annotation, molecular function: protein serine/threonine kinase activity; ATP binding. The record is from RefSeq and is a predicted model, not a curated record. Lineage: Eukaryota; Viridiplantae; Streptophyta; Magnoliopsida; Brassicales; Brassicaceae. Gene Ontology annotation, biological process: intracellular signal transduction; protein phosphorylation.